AUGGAUUUUUUGGAAGUCUGCAGUUUCGGUGAUUUGGAACAAGCAAAAGCAAUGCUGGAGAAUGGGAAAAUAGAUAGAAGUUUUCAACAUCAUGGUAACGGAUGGACCGCUCUUCAUUGGGCAGCACGACGUAAUCAUCAAGAGAUUGUUGGUCUACUUUUACGUGCUGGUUUUGAUCCAGAAACGCCUGCGAAAGAUGGAAAAACACCCCUGGAUCUAGUAACUAGCGAGGCUGUGAAAGAAAUUUUUAAGCAAUCUGUUAAUAUUAAGACAAAUCAAAAAGAUACCCACACAGUUCUGGUAAGUCAUGAAAUGAACUCUAACGGGAAGUUCAGUUCCUUGCACGACACUCGUUUUCUUCUUGUUCGAACAAGUAUUGCGGACGGGAAAGAAUGUUUCAAACGUGUUGCCCUUCCUGGAUGCGUCUCCAUUAAUGCUCUAAAAUUGACAAUUGAAAGAGCGAUGAAAAAAGGAGAAGUUUUGGAAGUAAUCACAUUACCAGAUAAGGUGAAAAUAGAGACGGAGGAGCAGAUUAGGGAUUUGACGAAUCAUCAGAAAGUGGAAGUUCUUUUUAAUUCGGCUGUAAUGAACGAGGAAAAGAAUUGUGUACAAAAAUUAUCACCGCAUGAAGAUAAAGUUGUGCACUCAGAAUGUGCACCUAAAUUUGUCAGUGUAAUUAACAAAUAUUUAAAUGAAUCGGCAUCUUAUGGAAGAUCCGUCGAUAAUAUUAUAUCACUUAGCGACACUGGUAACUCUAAUGAUGUUGAUAAUUCUUUCAGCGGGAUGAAGGGUUCAGAUCCAAUCUCUAAUGAGCAGAUGAUGAAUAUGAAAAUUUCUGAAGUAGCAGUAACAUCCGAAUGUUUUUUAACUAAUCAUUCGUUCAGUUCUAAUACUAACAUUACGAUCCCACCUAAAAUAUUGGUAGAAGAGAUGAUUCAACUGCAAAUGAUUAGUUCACGGCAGAGUGAUGAUGAAAUUGAUUUGGAUAAAUCUGUACAGAUAUCAAAAUCAGAAACAAAGAACGAUUGUAAGUUAGCAGAAUCCGGAAGCGAGAUAGGAACGGAAUCUUCAGUCUUGUCUCUGUCACCGGAAGUCGAUGUAAAUAACAGCACUGUUUGCUAUAUUACAGAAUCCAAUUGUUUUGCUGCUGUUCAGGAAGAAUGGGACAAAAUUAUUGUCCAGGAUCUUUCACGUAAACGAACGCUUCAAAUAACAUUGGUUAUCGGUUGUAUUGUUGGUUUUGGUGGUUUAACGUAUAUACUUUACAAAAAGUGGAAAAGCUGA
Messenger RNA from Brugia malayi, 1284 nucleotides. RefSeq lists its product as uncharacterized. Gene Ontology annotation, molecular function: protein binding. Bases 1 to 1284 code for a protein of 427 amino acids. NCBI's taxonomy places the organism in Eukaryota, Metazoa, Nematoda, Chromadorea, Rhabditida, Onchocercidae. The record is from RefSeq and is a predicted model, not a curated record. The transcript is spliced from 8 exons.